Messenger RNA from Peromyscus maniculatus bairdii (prairie deer mouse), 742 nucleotides. NCBI's taxonomy places the organism in Eukaryota, Metazoa, Chordata, Mammalia, Rodentia, Cricetidae. The record is from RefSeq and is a predicted model, not a curated record.
GGCUGGCCGAAGGCUAGUUCCAGGCCUUGGGAGCGGAGCGGCAGGGAGAGGUAAAGCGCGGAGCUGAUCGGGGGAGCAGCCGGGAUCAGAAGCGCUGCAGACCUGCGAAGGAUAAUUCUAUUACCUGAGUAAACAGAAAGUGCAAAGCAGACAACUUCCAAAGCUAUAGAAAUGACAGAAACAGCUGGCUGCCGGGACAAUCACCUAAGAUUCCUCUGCAAUGGCAGGCUACCGUGAAUCUUGGCUUCUCUGACUGUGGAUGUGAGCGUAUACGGGGCUCCUUGGGGUCCUCCUCCCCACCUCCCAAGGGCUGGAGUUAGAGAUUUCAGCUCGGUUACCUAUGGCUUCCCCUAAAAUUGCUUCCCUCUCUUGGGGACAAAUGAAAGUGCAAGGCUCUACCUUAACCUAUAAGGAUUGCAAAGUAUGGCCAGGAGGCAGUCGGGCUUGGGAUUGGAGAGAAACGGGAACUGAGCAUUCUCCUGGGGUGCAGCCUGCAGAUGUAAAGGAAGUCGCUGAGAAGGGAGUACAGACUCUUGUGAUAGGCAGAGGAAUGAGUGAGGCCUUGAAGGUGCCUCCAUCCACUGUGGAGUACCUCCAGAAACAAGGCAUUGAUGUGCGGGUCCUCCAGACAGAGCAGGCAGUGAAGGAGUAUAAUGCCUUGGUUGCCCAAGGGGUAAGAGUAGGAGGUGUCUUCCAUUCCACCUGCUGAUGGAGUCACAGAGAAUAAAGCACUAAGCAACAA